This is a messenger RNA of Strigops habroptila (Kakapo), 1254 nucleotides long. It is a transcript of the gene OSTC, whose product is annotated as oligosaccharyltransferase complex non-catalytic subunit. NCBI's taxonomy places the organism in Eukaryota, Metazoa, Chordata, Aves, Psittaciformes, Psittacidae. The transcript is spliced from 4 exons. The coding region runs from base 40 to 618 and encodes 192 amino acids. Gene Ontology annotation, cellular component: oligosaccharyltransferase complex. The record is from RefSeq and is a predicted model, not a curated record.
GUUGGCUUUUUAAAAAUUUGUUAAUUUGCCCCUGUCAGGAUGCGGCAGCCGAUUUCCGUUUCCGCCUUCGUGUCCGCUGGCGGAGGGCGGCCGCGGCGGGGCGAGCCGGGCCGGUCAGGGAAGAGAGCGGGGCCGCGGCUGUGCGCGGGGCCGGUCCGCUCCGCCGCCAUGGAGACGCUGUACCGCCUGCCCUUCGCCGUGCUCGAGUGCCCCAACAUCAAGCUGAAGCGGCCGAGCUGGGUGCACAUGCCCUCGGCUAUGACCGUUUACGCGCUGGUGGUGGUGUCCUACUUCCUCAUCACGGGAGGGAUUAUCUACGAUGUGAUUGUGGAACCUCCCAGCGUGGGGUCGAUGACAGAUGAACACGGGCACCAGAGGCCGGUGGCUUUCUUGGCCUACAGGGUAAAUGGACAAUAUAUUAUGGAAGGGCUUGCAUCCAGCUUCCUCUUCACAAUGGGUGGCAUAGGAUUCAUCAUUCUGGAUCGAUCCAAUGCGCCAAAUAUCCCCAAGCUGAAUAGGUUUCUUUUGCUCUUUAUUGGUUUUGUCAGCGUGCUCUUGAGCUUCUUCAUGGCCAGAGUUUUCAUGAGGAUGAAAUUACCGGGCUACUUGAUGGGUUAGUGCUUCCUGUGGUGUAUGUAAGUCAGAGCUGAAUUUACUCCUCUUCAUGAAGUGUUUAAGCAGCAGCAGCAAGAAAAAGAUUCCACAGUCACCAUCAACAGGAAAGAGACCUGGCUAUGAGAAACAUCUAGGGAAAGAGUGCUUUCUCUGCAAACAAACUUUCACUACCAAUGGCUGAUUUGUAGUUUUGAAGCAAUGUAUUCUCAUUUCUGUGUCAGAGCUUUUGAAAAGAGCAAGUUACCUAGCUGGGUUUUUCUUUUGUAUCCCAACUCAGUAUGAAAUAGAGAACCUAUCUCUAGCUCUACUUGAAAUGAGUACUAGCCAUUGGCUUGACGGUUCUUUGUUGCAGGACUGUCUCCUGUUCCCUGUGUGAGACAAUUAUAUGUGUGAAUUGGAGAAGAAACACCAGAAACGUUUCUUUCCAAGUUAUAAUUAGAAAAUUAGUAACUUUGGGUGCUUUACAGUCAAAAUACAAUGUGUCUAAAAUGAUUUCAAAGGCACCUUUUGCCUUGAUAUUAAUGGCUCUAUGUGAGCAAAUCCAGACAUGCACUGGGAAAGGCAAACUGUAUGAAUGUGCAUUUCUUUUUGGAAAAGUGUAUGAAAGGAGCCAAAUAAAACUUAUUUUCUACAAAAUUA